Molecule: messenger RNA, 660 nt
Organism: Ostreobium quekettii
Lineage: Eukaryota; Viridiplantae; Chlorophyta; Ulvophyceae; Bryopsidales; Ostreobiaceae
Source: the annotation of a GenBank genome assembly
AUGCAUCUUCAGAACAUCUUCAAGAACAGUCUUGCUCAAAUCGACAGUGGCCGGACUGCCAUCCUGAGCAAACUAAAGCAGCUUGACUUUUUCUGGGCCUGCGUUGCUGGUCUUCCCCAUGUGGCUCUAAGUUUUCUCUUGAUGGAGUCCACUGCCCCCUUGGAAUAUCUCCCCACUUGUGGUGGACUCAUCAAUCAAAAACAGCAGAUGAAUUUUGUUGCCACCAGCACCCAAACAGAAAGUGUCUUGGCCUUGGCCCAGGCCUACAGCACAGUGCAUGCCAGCAAAGGGGAUGAACAGGUGACUCAAGCGAAGCAUGAGCAUUGCCUGGUCCAGCAGGUCUCCAGUGGCGCAGCAAAAGCACUCAUAGGGGGAAGCCUGGCAUGCUUCAUCCCAACACUACCUUGCCCUGAUGCAGCAGCCAUAUCCAAGUGCCUGCAUGCAUUCCCCAACCAGGACACACCCACUAUCGGGCAACCAACCCCGAUGCCGCAAGUUCAGGGCGAUUUCCGCAGCGUCCGAAACACAAAAGAAUCACCCCACAUCCACCCUGCAAUCUGUUGGCACAAGGCGCGUGCCGGGCAAGCAGCCCCGUUAAUCCCAUCCCUUGAAGCACAUCAUCUUGAAGGUGCCACCACAGGCGACAGUGCCCAACAAUGA